CCACCGUGUUCUCGGCACACUCGACUGAGAAAGAUGGCCCGUUCAGUACUAGUCGUAGUCGCAGUAGCUUUUUUGGUGGUUUUCACGGGGAGGUCCUCUGCUCAUCAGCUCUCCGCCGGUUUUUAUUCUGAAAGUUGUCCCAACGUCUUUGGCGUCGUGAAAUCGGUGGUUCAAAAUGAGGUUUCAAAAGAACGCCGCCUUGGUGCUUCUCUCCUUCGCCUCUUCUUUCAUGACUGUUUCGUCAAUGGUUGCGACGGGUCGGUACUUCUGGAUGACACUUCCUCUUCCAAAGGCGAGAAGACAGCAGGUCCCAACAAUGGAUCCCUCAGGGGUUUUGAGGUGGUUGAUAACAUCAAGUCCGCAGUGGAGAAAAAAUGCCCAGGAGUAGUGUCAUGUGCUGAUAUCUUAGCCAUUGCUUCUCGCGAUUCUGUUGUAAUUCUUGGAGGGCCUAAUUGGGAUGUUAAACUUGGAAGAAGAGACGCAAAGACAGCCAGCUUUUCUGCUGCCAACAGUGGAGUCAUCCCUCCUCCUAGUUCUAACCUUACCGACCUCAUCAAAAGAUACCGAGCUCAAGGUCUCUCUCCCAAAGACUUGGUUGCCUUGUCUGGAGCUCACACAAUUGGUCAAGCGAGGUGUGUAAGCUUCAGAGAUCACAUAUAUAAAGACAACGAUAUUGAUAGUUCAUUUGCGAAGAUCAGACAAGGCAAUUGUCCAAGAUCUAGUGGCUCAGGAGACGGCAAUCUUGCCCCUCUAGACCUCCAAACUCCUACUGCUUUUGACAACAACUACUUCAAGAACCUCGUCAACCGGAAGGGUCUUCUCCACUCUGAUCAAGUAUUAUUUGACGGUGGAUCCACCGAUUCAUUGGUCAAAACCUACAGCAACGACGCUAGUGUCUUCAGUUGUGACUUCAUCACCGCAAUGAUCAAAAUGGGAGACAUAAAGCCCCUCACUGGAUUGAGUGGUGAGAUUAGAAAGAACUGUAGGAAGAUUAAUUAAGGGAGAUCGAUCAUAUUCAUGAUCAUACCCAGCCCACUAAAAAUUAAAUAAUGGAGAUGACUCUAGCAAAAGAUUGGAAUUGAAAUGAAUUAAUGAAUAUUAUCAAUUUCUCGCCUGACAAGAAGGCGAAUCGUGGUUGUUUGUGAGAUAAUGUACUUUUAUCAAGAAGUUGGUAAUGUGACUUAUUUGUCGAACGUUGGGUCUUAGGCUGUGUUUGGAUUACUGCAAUAAAUUAAAGAAAAGAUAUAAUCUUCUAGUGGAA
Messenger RNA from Alnus glutinosa, 1261 nucleotides. RefSeq names its product peroxidase 4-like. The record is from RefSeq and is a predicted model, not a curated record. Gene Ontology annotation, biological process: response to oxidative stress; hydrogen peroxide catabolic process. The transcript is spliced from 4 exons. NCBI's taxonomy places the organism in Eukaryota, Viridiplantae, Streptophyta, Magnoliopsida, Fagales, Betulaceae. Gene Ontology annotation, molecular function: peroxidase activity; heme binding. Bases 34 to 999 code for a protein of 321 amino acids.